Cyprinodon variegatus (sheepshead minnow) is the source of this 3590-nucleotide messenger RNA. It is a transcript of the gene ablim1a, whose product is annotated as actin binding LIM protein 1. The coding region runs from base 157 to 2529 and encodes 790 amino acids. Lineage: Eukaryota; Metazoa; Chordata; Actinopteri; Cyprinodontiformes; Cyprinodontidae. Gene Ontology annotation, molecular function: actin filament binding. Gene Ontology annotation, biological process: cilium assembly; lamellipodium assembly; cytoskeleton organization. The record is from RefSeq and is a predicted model, not a curated record. Gene Ontology annotation, cellular component: actin cytoskeleton; stress fiber. The transcript has 25 exons.
CUCUCCCAGUCUCACUGUGUGUGUGUGUUUGUUUAUGCGCGAAUUGGAGAGAGUCGUGCGCAUGCAUGUGUCCUGGCCAAAGCCUGAAUAAUUGAAGAACAUAGGAGGGAGUGAAAACACUGCCGGACGGGACAGAGUGUGUGGGAUUGUGCAGAGAUGGGGGAGAGGGAUACACUGAAGCAGCAGGAGCCUGGCUACGAUGGGCUCUGCAACUACGCCCAGAAAAUCACCUCCUGCUUCGGACUGGGUGUGGCUCAUACCCAGGACACACACCACCACUCCACAGAGAAGCCCCUCAUUCAAUGCUACAAGUGCGGGCAGCCAUGUAAGGGCGAGGUCCUCCGGGUGCAGAACAAGCACUUUCACCUCAAGUGUUUCACCUGCAAAGUGUGUGGUUGUGACCUCGCCCAAGGGGGCUUCUUCAUGAAGAAUGGGGAUUAUUUGUGCAUGCUUGACUACCAGCGCAUGCACGGCACCCGCUGCAAUGGGUGCGGGGACUUCGUUGAGGGAGAAGUUGUCACUGCCCUGGGAAAGACCUACCAUCCUGCCUGCUUCGUCUGCACAAUCUGCAAACGACCGUUCCCGGCUGGAGACAGGGUGACCUUCAACGGGAAGGACUGCCUCUGUCAGUACUGUGCUGAACCCAUGUCCCCAGGGCCGAAGGACAUCCUGGGCUCCAGCAGUUGCUCAGGAUGUGGCCGGGACAUUAAGAAUGGACAGGCACUGCUGGCGCUGGACAGACAGUGGCAUCUGGGCUGCUUUAAGUGUAAGGCUUGUGGAAAAGUGCUGACCGGGGAGUACAUCAGCAAGGAUGGCGCCCCCUACUGUGAGAAGGACUACCAGAUCCAUUUUGGAGUUCAGUGUGAGGCGUGUCAUCAGUUCAUUACAGGGAAGGUGUUAGAGGCAGGAGAUAAACAUUACCAUCCCAGCUGUGCGAGAUGCAGCAGGUGCAACCAGAUGUUCACAGAGGGAGAAGAGAUGUAUCUGCAAGGCUCAACCGUGUGGCAUCCUGGCUGCAAGAACACCACCAGAACAGAGGAGAGACACAGGGAGCGGCCUACGAGGUCAUCAUCUGAAAGCAUUUGUUCCAGACCAGGUUCAAGCAUACCUGGCUCCCCAGGUCACACCAUCUAUGCAAAAGUAGACAAUGAGAUUCUUGACUACAGAGAUCUAGCUGCCAUUCCAAAAGUCAAAGCCAUUUAUGACAUUGAACGUCCCGAUCUUAUUACAUAUGAACCGAUGUACACAACCUCCCUGGAUGAAAAAGAGGAGAGGAGAGAGUGUAUAGGAGAGCUCCACUCCGCCAGAAGGGAGCGUUCCCCGAUGCCUGAUGAUAAGCCCUCACGAAACAUGUCGCCGACCCCGUCAGCUGAGGGUUUUUACGACAGGAGGGACCGCAUUCUCCAAAGAUCCACCAGUCAGGGCUCCAUAGGGUCCCCGGUUUAUAAUCGCCAUGGUUACACUCCAACCCUAUCACGGUCACCGCAGCAUUUUCACAGACCUGAAGCUCUGACAGGCAUGCAGAAGCUCUGCUCCUCCCUGUGCAGUAACAGUGUGGGCUCCAGAAAUAGUGAUUCUCGCCCCACCUCCCCUUUCAGACACCACUUCCUCCCCCAUAGCCAAGGCCCUGACCCACCGAGUGGCCGGAGUUCCCCUCUGCCGCUCAGGCCUGACGGCCGGCCAGUCACCCCGCCUCUCUCUCAGACCCCUAAACAUUUCCACGUCCCAGAUCAGGGGAGCAACAUCUACAGAAAACCACCCAUCUACAAACUUCACGAUUUGGCUGCUGUAGCUCAUCAAAGCAAGUCUGGUGAGGACAUCAUCAGAUCGGCCACCUUCCCUGCUGCCCAUGCUCCCUCCCUGGAUGACAGCUCCCUGAGUGAGGGCGACUGUUGGCCCCACUCUCUCGCUGUUUUAGGUUCAGAAGGCAGGAGGAAAUCUAGAGAAGAGGAGGAGGAAGAAGCUUUGAAAAGAAAGCAAAUUCAAGAAGAACAUCUUAGUAAGAUUCAGUCUGGUUUGGGUAAGCUCAUUCUGAAAGAGGAGAUGGAGAAGGAGCAGAUCAGGGAGCGGCACGCACGCAGCCUCUCUGCUCAACGAUACGAACCCAAAAUGAACAACUGUGAUGCAGAUCCAACAUCUCCAACCAAGACCAACUCUCUGCCUGGUUAUGGACGGAAUGGUUUGCAUCGGCCUCAGUCUACAGAUUUCACACAGUACAACAGCUAUGGAGACAUGUGUGGUAGUGGAAGAGAGUUUCAGCACAUUAAGGAGGGCCGUGCAGCACUUGCAAGGAUGGACAGGGGAGUAUCUAUGCCUAAUAUGUUGGAACCGAAAGUGUAUCCCUAUGAAUUGCUCAUGAUAACCAGUAGAGGGAGAGCUAAACUGCCAAGGGAUGUGGACAGAACCAGACUGGAGCGCCACUUAGCACCCGAAACGUUCUUUGAGAUCUUUGGAAUGGAGAUCCAGGAGUUUGACAGGCUUCCACUGUGGAAACGUAACGACAUGAAAAAGAAGGCCAAGCUCUUUUAGCUGCUUUAUUUUUUUCUUUCCUAAUUUAUUAGCAUGCAUUACUCUGUACAUACAACCAGAUAGCCCACAGUUGUAAUUUAGAUAUAGGGUUCUUGGUUAUUUUCUUUUUCUUUUCUUCAUACUGCUUGGCGCCACAAAAUGAACUGAUGUCGAGAUGAUGGACUUUUAACCCUGAAUGGAAAGUUUUUCCAUGUUCAAAAAUGACAAAGAAUGAUGAAAAGGGUCCAUUUUGUUUUGCUUCAAUUGCACUUAUUUUACCUCCUGCUUUGCUUCAAGUGAAAAUCCUUCCUUAACGUUACUGCUCGUUUUUCCUUAUAUUUUGCUGUUGAUUCCUGUGGAACUAUGUAAUCACAGUACACCAUCAAUGCACCAUCACAAAAAUCUCCUUGACUGUAGCUCGAAUGUGUCAGCUUUUUUCUUAUGCUUGGGCUGAAGCCGUUUUAGUCCAAAGUUUUCAAGAAUCGGCUCAGUGAGUCUUUUGAAAAUACACUAAGAUGAGAGAAACCUGUGUGAAAACCGUUGGUAGCAACUGUUCGACUGGAUCUACACUGAAAUGAAUCCUCCAAGAAACAUAUCACCAGUCUUCUUCCCUCCCCUGGCUGUUAUGCACAGAAAAUGUUUAUCUGCAUAGACAAAUAUGUCUCUUUUCUCAGGCUGUCGUAAACAAAGUUAGACUUUUUUCCCUUUACUGAUAUUGGAAAUACAAAUACUAUAUUUUAAGGCUGUUUCCGAGAUAGAAAAAAAAAAAACAUUCAAAUAGAUUCAACCCCCUAUUUCAAGAAGCAACUGUAUUUGAAAGUAUUGUUUUAUAAUUAGAAAAUAAAAACACUGCCAUUUGUUGUAUUGAAAUCAAAGCCAAUAAAGCUUUAAAUUGCCGUGAACCAAUCUACAUUGACAGAGUCACUAUCAGCCUCUUACCUGCUCAGCAUUUUCUGAUCCCACUUGAUGGGGAUGAUUGGGUGGAAAGUGAUCUUAGGACUAAAUUCAAAUUUUUUUUUUAUGUUAGAAGUCUUCAUUUAACUUUGUUGUGUUACAUGAUGUAAGGCAAUCAGGCAAUUGUG